AUGGUCCUCGCGCUCCUCGCGCGUGUCAACGUGCUCACGACGCUCGCCCCGCACCGCGCGGACGCCCUCGAGCAGCUCGACUCCCGCGAAGCCCAGCUCGUGCCCUGGGCCGGCCACGGGCAGCGCAAGCAGUGGCCAGCCCAAUGGGUCAUCCAGCCCACGACGGACGACGGCACGCUCCACAACGCGAACCCGACUAACACCUCUCGCGGCGUGUCUUGCGCCACGCGCAACUAUGUGGAGCUCCCGACCGCGGUCAAGCAGGGCGCUCUGAGCAUCAGGAUCGGCGACGAGGUCCAGGUCGGUAUCUGGCUGCAGAACACGAAGACCCGUCUCUCCGCGCGCGCGUCCGUCCGCUGGUCGACGCACGUCACCGUCCACACGCUCGGGAACACGAUCAGGGUCGACGCCGGCGGCUCGCAUGACCCCGUCCCCCGCCACCGGUCCGCGACGCUCGUGGACCCGGCGAAGCUCCUCGCCGACGCAUUCCCGUGCAGGGUCGACCUCGACGGGCUUGUGCGUGAGGGCGCGUGGCGCCCCGUCUUCAACGCGGACGGGAACAUGCUUUUUGAGAUAUGGCGGCACGGCGCGGACGAGCGCGAGGGCGAUUCCGACGGGCGGCGGCUCCGCCAGAAGCGGGCGCCGCUUGUACUCACGAGCGGGAACGCGCCGGAGUUGCAGGUCGCCGCGCCACGCAUUGGAGUUGAAAUCGCUGAGGAAGUGGCGGACGGGAGCGGGGCGUACAGCGGUAAUCGUAACCCGAACUUGCUGUCGAUUGCUGCGGCCCCGGAGGUCUCUGAGUAUGUUCCGAGCGAGCUCCAGAUGGGGGACGAGUCACAGGCUUCCGUUGGUACUCCCCCACCGGAGUUCGAAUUCCUUGUCCGCGGCGACGUCAAGAUGGAAGAAUCUCCAAAUUGGGGCGGGGCUAACUUGCUCGCCCCCGCUCGAAGCGCUGCGGAGCACUCACUUGACGCUGGUACCCUCCUCUGCAGCCCCAACUUGGUCUCGGACCCCUCUUCGGCGCCGGUCGCAGCUAUGGGCAGUCAAGGGCCGACUCUUGAAAAUAAGUGGGCGGUAGUCGGAUGCGUCUCGCUCAUCAGCUACGACUACUUCCUCACACUUGAUCGCGAGAUCGAGUACAUCUGGAGGAGGAGAAUCACGAGCGCAAGUGCGAUCUACAUCGUCACACGUUACUCCUCAUUGGCCUCCAACAUCCUCACCUUCCUCAAUUUCUUCCCUUGGCCGGGCGAAUCAUCAGCGGAACCUGGCCGUGCCUAUACGCGUCUCAACUCUUUCGCAGUGCACACACUAAUCCGCACUACCGCCCCGCAGGUGUAA
Messenger RNA from Epithele typhae, 1338 nucleotides. RefSeq lists its product as uncharacterized. The record is from RefSeq and is a predicted model, not a curated record. Bases 1 to 1338 code for a protein of 445 amino acids. NCBI's taxonomy places the organism in Eukaryota, Fungi, Basidiomycota, Agaricomycetes, Polyporales, Epitheliaceae. The transcript is spliced from 12 exons.